GUUUAGAGCCUCCGUUUCCUUAUCUGGAAAAUGGAGAUGGAAGAGAAGUCAGGUGAAUGUGGUGUUCAGGAUUCUAAUGAGGAAAGACCCUCAUUGUUGUGUACCAAGGGUGUGGGCAGGGACCCCAGGAGGAGGAUGACCUGCUGGAUAAUUUCAUGGGGCUCAGGUCUGGGUCUCUGUCCUGGAGGUGCUUCUCUUUGGAUACCUAUAAGAGUAUGAAUUGGGUCCUCUUUGUUCCUCUCCAGAUCCAGAACUCAGAGGAAGGUGUCCUGUACACACAGGGCCUGGCAAGCACCUAUGGGGAUGUGUGCUGCUGGUGGGUGGGCCGACAUGCAGCCAUUCGUGUCUUCCACCCCACCUGCAUCAAACCUGUGCUCUUUGCUCCAGCCUCCAUUGCACCCAAGGACAGUGUCGUCUACAGCUUUCUGAAGCCUUGGCUGGGGGAUGGGCUCCUGUUGAGUGCUGGUGACAAGUGGAGCGGCCAUCGACGGAUGCUCACACCUGCCUUCCACUUUAACAUACUGAAGCCCUAUUUGAAGAUUUUCAAUAACAGUGUGAAUAUCAUGCACGUGAGUCUCUUGAACCCAGGGGCCCAGCUCGAGCCUUGGGACGACCUGGCCCAGCUGCCCUUCCUGACCAUGUGUAUCAAGGAGAGUCUGCGCUUGUACCCGCCAGUGACAAUGGUCUCUCGAUGCUGUACCGAGGACAUUACGCUUCCUGAUGGCCGGAUCAUCCCCAAAGAUGUUAGCAUCUUUAUCAGUGUUUUUGGAACCCACCACAACCCACUCGUGUGGCCAGACCCUGAGAUCUAUGACCCCUUUCGCUUCGAUCCAGAGAACAUCAAGAAGAGGUCACCUCUGGCUUUCAUUCCCUUCUCAGCGGGACCCAGGUGAGGACAGUGGACAUCUGAGUCAGGGAGGGGGAGAUGCGGAGGAGGAAGGGUAUUGAA
Messenger RNA from Hipposideros armiger (great roundleaf bat), 949 nucleotides. Its product is annotated as docosahexaenoic acid omega-hydroxylase CYP4F3-like. Gene Ontology annotation, molecular function: oxidoreductase activity, acting on paired donors, with incorporation or reduction of molecular oxygen; monooxygenase activity; heme binding. NCBI's taxonomy places the organism in Eukaryota, Metazoa, Chordata, Mammalia, Chiroptera, Hipposideridae. The record is from RefSeq and is a predicted model, not a curated record.